This is a messenger RNA of Besnoitia besnoiti, 10269 nucleotides long. RefSeq lists its product as uncharacterized. The coding region runs from base 1 to 10269 and encodes 3422 amino acids. NCBI's taxonomy places the organism in Eukaryota, Apicomplexa, Conoidasida, Eucoccidiorida, Sarcocystidae. The record is from RefSeq and is a predicted model, not a curated record. The transcript has 8 exons.
AUGCGCGCAUCGAGUUUUUCGAGCUCACUCGUGGAUUCCUUGCCAGUGCCGGGUUUCUGUGUUUGCGUGUUUGUCGCUGACCUCUCUCUCGCCCCCCCAGCCCUGCUGUCUCGAGAGUCUCUUUUUUUUGGUGCGCAGUUCCUCGCCUGGUUCGUGGCGGCGCGUCGAUCGCAGGGGCGACUCACGGCCUCGCUGAUGCACGUCGGCUCUCUCGCGUCUUCGGCGGCGCCGAACGCCUCCUGGAAGCCGCCCGCGCCGCUCUCGAUCUCCCUGCGCUUCCGCGUGGUUGACCCUGUGUCUCUUCUCUUCUUCCCUCGCGAGUCGGCGCCCGCGCCCGAGGGUGAAGAAGGCGUCCGCCUUUCCACCGACCAGCCGCUGCUGCUUCCGCCGCUCCACAGCUUCAUCGUUGAACCCUGGGGAGGCUCGGGCAGGUACACCCUCACGUCGUCGGAUCCCUCGCUGGUGACGGUUGCCCCGCUGUCGGCGUCUCCGGCGUCUCCGCCCUUUGCGUCUUCGAAUCUGCUGUCGCCGCUCGGCUGGGGCGUCAACACGCCGACCCCUGGCUCCGCGUCGCCCCCCGCGCACGCCGCGCGCCCGCGCUUUCGGCUCGAGACGACGGCUGCGGCGAGCGCGGAGCGCGUGCGCAAGAAGGGCGGGAGGCCCGCGACUGGGGCGGCCGUGCUUCGUCUGCAGGAUGCGCGUCAGCCGCAGAAUUCCUUCGAGUUCCUCGUGAUCGUCGCCGAGCCUGAGCGCGUGGAAAUCACCGUAGAUACCUACUUGAUCCAGCAGGGCGAGGCCUCCUACCGCGAAGACGGCAGACGCGAGGCACUCGACGCGGCGCAGGCGAACAUGCAGCAGCGAGCCGCGAAGGCCGACGGCCCCGUGGGAGGGCAGACGCCUCGCGAGGACGUUACACACGCGAUUGCUGUCGUCACCGCUUACGCACGCAUUCCGCCGACCCUGGCGCUGCCCGCGAACGUGUCCAACUGGCUUUCGCAGUCUUCGCUGUCGUCGUCCGCCGGUCCGCGGCUCACGUCACUGGACGCAGCGGCGCGCGCGGUGCGCCGCGCCGCGUCGAAGUGGAGUGAAGAAGUGUCUGAAGAAGACGCAACUGAGGAGGACGCAUGGGUCUCGCGGCACCCGCUGCAUCUGCGGCCUCUUCAGUUCGCCAGCUGCAACAACCUCGCGCUCCUGCGAGGCACGGCCGAGGCAACAGACGACAGCCCGCAGUUCUGGACCGACGCCCCCGGCGUGCUGGCGAUCAGCGAACUGCGGUCAGCCCUUCCCUACACGUGUGGCGUUUUCCGUCUGACGGGCACGGCUCCAGGCUCGGCGCGUUUCUUCUUCUCGGCGUCACCUCGCUCUGCGGCGGCGCCAGCAGCAGGAGCCUUGACAGCGUCUGUCGCGCUGGACGUUUUCCCGCCGCUCGAGGCGUGGGUGCUGCUGGACAGGCUGUUCUUGCCGGCGCCGCUUCCCUCGCGCAAGUCUCCGCAUCUGCUUGACUCGCUACUCGACUUUGCGGGCCCUUCCGAGGGCGGCGAGGCGGCCUCCACGUCGUGGACAGCGGGCGAGGCCGAGCCAGGAGACACUCGCGAGGGGGCGCUGCACCGCAUUGAGCGCCGGGGCCUCCCGAGAGGCGCGGUUGCGGCUGGGCUGCCCUCCCGUGCGUCGCCCCUCCUCUACAGCGCCCCAGUCUCCGCUGUGGCGUCGCGGUAUCGUGAGGCCUCUGCAAGUUCGGCGCCGGCCGCAGGCGGCGCGCGCGCCAGCGAAGAAAUCCUCACGCUCGCUGUCGGCUCCUCCCUCACCUUCUUCACCAAGGGGGGGCCGCCAGACCGCCCCUCGGCCUACGUGCAGCUGCACGGCGGCGAGCUGGAGCCCGACGCGCCCGAAGGCACCGCACGCGUCGGGCUCGUGAGCGGAGACUCCGAAGACUUCCUGCGAGUCGUCUGUCUGCAGCCGGGCACAGCCGCCGCGAAAGUGGCGCUGAAGACGACGACUCUCCCCAGGAAACACAUCGACGUGGACGCAGUGUCAACUUCAGUUCGCGUCUGGAUCAUGUGCUCGAUUCCGGAGCACAUUGAGAUCUUCCCUCUGCCGACGUUUUCUUCUCUCUUUGGCGUGGCUGCCUCUUCGUCGUCGCCACGUGCUCCAGCGGCCCUGUCCCCGUCGUCCUCCUUCCCGCUCACCCCCGCGACUGUCUCGUUCCCGCAGAUCUCUCCUCUCUCUCUCUCGAGCCCGUCUACGCCGUCUCUGUUUCUCCGCUGCGGCGCCACGCACCGGUUUUUCUUCGUUUCCUACGACGCGAACCUGCGCCCGAUGCUGAACGUCACCUCCUUCUUUUCCUCAUCGCCUGACACCUGGGAGCUGGCGGGGGUGCCUGCCCCCGCGGACCAGGCUAGGGGCGCGCAGACCGACCGGGACCGCGCUUCACUCGUCCCGUUCUUCGGCGCGGAUUCGGACUCCGGCGGCGCAGGUCGCAGGGCUGCAGGCGCCAAGGAGACGGCGAAGACCGAGGCGUUCGCUGCCGUCGACGGCGUGGGCGUGGCAGUCGACUCCGAGGCCUGCUGCGGGACCUUGUCGCUCUCUGUGCACCUAACAUGGCCCGCGGAGACGGCGGCUGCACUAAGAGAUGCUGCUCUCCAAGAAGACGCCCAGCGUCUGCUUCUCAGCUCGCUGGACGCGGCUCGGGAGUCACUUCGUCAAAGGGAGAACCGCGACGCUUCCGGGGCGCUCCGGUCGUCUGCGUGGCGAGGAGACAAGCUCGCGGAGACGCUCUUCCUGGUCGUGUUGCCGCCCUCGCGCUUCUUCGUGCCUCCCCCCUCGCCUGCCUUCGUUCCUGGAUUCUUCCCUCCUCUUGGUGACCCCGCAGUUUCGGCUCUCGCCCCGCAGCCGUCGCCGGACGCCGCCUUCCCUGUGCGCCUCUUCUACCAUCCGCAGCUGGUGUACCGCCUGCUGCUGCAGUUCACCUCUCCGCACAGUCAGGUGAAGGCGCGCGCGGCCUCCACCUCGUUUUCUUCCGGUCCGUCCUCUGUGUUUGGCCUCUUCGUCGAGACGCCGGGGCCGCGGCUGCUGGCUGACGGCGCGUCGCACUCUGCGUUCUUCUCCGCCCUGUCCCCCGACCAAACGCUGGCGCGGUUCGAGGCGCGCUUCCGCGCCGCUUACCGCGGCGACAGGGCGGCAGCUUCGUCUCCGGCGGAUGCGCGAGCUGAGUCGACGCGCGCGCCCUUCCCGCAGGAUGGCCUGGACGUUACGAGUCUCGUGCUGCGCUCCGCCGACGCCUCUCAGAAGCCGCACCCUCAGUCGCUCCCCGCCGCCCUCUUCCCGCUGCGACGCCCCUACGCCUGGCCUAGGGGCGCUGCCCUCUGUUCAGCGACGUGCCCGCUGACUGAGCAGGAGGUGUGGGUCGUCCCGCCGGUCACUGCGUCGUCUUCGGGCGCAGAAAGGCCCGAGACAGGCGAAGAGGACGAGAGCGCCCCUCCGCGACGCGGGCGCCCAGCGGCCUCCGGCCUGCUGACAGUCGAAGACGCCGGCAUGGUAGGCGACGACGCCGGGCUUGUCGUGCCUGGGGCGGAGGAGGAGGCGGCGGAGCGGAAGUCUGCGCCGACGAGAACUCUCGAGCUCCAGUUCCUCAGGGUCGAGCGUGUGUCGCUGUCGGUUCUGCCUCCGGAGUCGCUGCUGGCGGGGAGCCGCCGGCGAGAAGCGGAGAGCCGCGCGAGGCACGGCUGGAUUAGCGGCAACUGGGGGGAAAUCGAGAAGGGCAGGACGUAUGGUGUGAAGGUCGAUGUGAUUGCCUCGGACGGCGCGAAACUGGAUCCAGCGUUCUUCCGCGCGAUGGACCUGUCGCUGAAGAUCUCCAGAAACCCGAAACGGCGAGGAGGCGAUGCUCCCCUCUCUGGUGGGCGCCAGCAGCCAGUCGACGAGAGCGACGGCCGCGGCUUUGUUUACGUCCAGCGGACGCGCGACAGACAAGCCGCCGCGACGCAGGCGCGAGGCGCCUCGGCCGGCGGGGGUGGCGCGGGCGAGCAAGGGUACUCUUCCUCGCUUGAGACCCCGUCCGCCGCCGCCGAAACCUCCGCGACGUACGCAGAAGUGUCCUUCGGGCCUCGAUCUGGGGCGGCGUCGGCCGCGUUCCCCGCGGACCGCAGCGGCCUCGCGCCUGCAAAGCUGCUGUGGCACGCCGAGAUGGAGACGCUGUUGGCUUCCUCGGGGUUCUGCAGCGCCGCACCCGGCGCGGAGCCCGCCGCGGAAGGCGAGAGGCGCGUCGUGCCCUCCGCCGAGGGCGACGAGUGCCCAGACUUUCUCUUUUACGUGGACGGCUUUGACGCGGACACCGAGUUGCUGCUGACCGUGCAAGCGACAAACUGGUCGUUGGACGCGUCGGCGCAGCUGGUGGCGUCUGCGGUGAGCGCGGAGAUGGUCCUGGCGCUCUAUCCGCCGCUGAAGAUCUUCCCGUCGUCGCUCGUGAUGCUCCCGGGCGGGCACUCGCUGCAGCUGACGAUCCGCGGCGGCCCGCGCCACAGCGCCCGGCGCCGGGACGAAGACUUGGAGAGUGACGCUCAGGCGAGCCGGCGGCGCUUCACUGCGAUUCGACGGUGCGAGUCGUCAGACGCGAGCGUGGUGGCGGCGAGGGCGGUGGAGGUCCUCGGCGCGCCGGUCUUGGCCGCGUUUGACGCGCGCAAGCUGCUGCUCAAGGUGAUGACUGGCGACGAGGAGGACGACUCGCCUCCGGACCCGCGGGAGCCCGUCGCACAAGUUGUCGAGCUCGUCACAGGCGGUGAGGGCAGCGCCACGCUCACUGUGCGCGUGGGCGACUCCAGCCACGACUUCCCCGUCGCCGCCACCUCCGCUGCGUCUGCCUCGUCGCAGUUCCUCGGGCUGCGGCAAGCGGCGGCUACCGUGCAGGUCAUCGUGGCGCUCCCCGCGCGCGUGGUGGUCGGCUCUCGCUCGCGCGUCCCAGGCGGCAAUCGAUUCGUCGAGGCGCACCGCGAGAGGGUCGCUCGCUUUGAAGCCAACGGACCUGCGAGCGCCGCCGACCCUGACGGCGCGGCGGCGCACCGCGACGACGCGGACGACACCGUCCGUGUCGGCGUGCACCUGACCCAGAGACUCCACGCCUUCCUCUACGACGCAGAGGGACGCGAGUUCCUCUUCGGGCACCUUGCGGCGCCCACCGGCGCCGUCGGCGACCCCGGCCUGGACCAGGAGACCCGCGGGGGCCAGAGGCGUCUCCAGCAGCUAGGUGUUUCGGCUUCGCUGCCGCCUCCCUCGGCGUCGCUGUGCACCUACACGUGGCGCGCCGUGAAGGAAGACGGAGCCACGCCUGUCUUCGGCUUCGUCGAUGCUCGCGCGAUCGAUCUGGCGCGCGGGGCGUCCCGUGCCUCUUCGGAAAGCUGCUCCAACGCAUCGGCGAUGCCGUUCCUGCCUGCCGCGACGACCGUUCGGCGCACGCUGUCGGGCACUGGCGAAGCGGCGAGUGUCUCCAUUGUGGGCCUGCGGGAGGGGACUGCGCGGCUCCACCUGAGAGUCCAGUGUGCGCCUCGGGAAGGCGCCCAAACGCAGCGUUCCCGCCAGGUCGUUCUCGAGACAGAGGUCUCGGUCGUGGUGUCGUCCCUUCCGCUUUUCGCUUCGCCGACGCCGUCGUCCGCGCUCCUGCAGCCCGCGUCGCUGACUGCGCACGCCGGUGCGUCGUCGACGUCGCCUGCGUCUGGGCCGCUGUCGCCGUUGCCUUUGGCGACUCCGUCGGGACCGGCGUGGUGGGCGGAUCUUCUGGCGGCGUCGCCGUCUUCGCUUUCGUCUCUGCUGGUGGCUCCGGCGGCCGAGUAUCGGUUGCCCUGCUGCCGCGUGCGCCUCGUGCCCGCGCCCGCUGCGGACGCCAAGCCCAGCGCGUCCUGCCCUUGCUCCGACGGGCCCGCGGGCCCCGCGGUGGACGCAAAGGCUAGUCAGGCGGCAGCUGCUAGCCAGGAGGCCUCAGCGCCGGGGGCGCCGGGCUGUGCAUGCGCGCCCCAGGCCAAAGCGUGGGCCGCGGCCCUGCGCGUGCUUGCCGGCGACGGCGGAUUCGUCACAGGCGCCGCGGCGUCGUCUUCGGUUGUGCGGCUCGAGGCGCUUCCGGCCGCGUCUCUCGCGCUGUUUGGCGCCUCGCUCUCGCCAGGCGAGAGAGCCAAGAACAAUCAAACAGACGACGCGUCCCGCGCGCGGGCGCCCACCUGGACGGUCGUGCGCGUCGACGUUGCCCCUGUAGCCAACAUCGAGCUGAUUUUGAAAGAGAGAACUCUGCAGAGGGGCGAGAAAGUGACCGCCCAUGUCGUCUUGAAAGAUCGCGAGGGACGGCAAAUCGUGUCUCCGACGGACCUCAGGAUUGACGUCUUCUCUUCGCAUCCGUCCGUGGUAUCCGCUGAGGUGGACCUAGGCCGCGCCUUCGAGCCGCCCGCCGUCCUGAUUCAAGCCUCCAGUUUCCUCUCUGGGUGCGCGGCCGUCACCGUCUUCCUCCUUUCUCCUGCGACGUCCUCGCACUUCUUCGCCGACACAGUCCGACUGUGCACAGACUCUCGAGUGUAUCCGUCUGACCUGCCGGUGGCGGCGUUGGCGGAGACCGACGGACGCAGGGUUUCGGCUUCGCGGCGGCUUCUUGCACUGCCGGGAACGGCGGUUCACCUGCUUCCUGAGGCGAGGGUUCCUGUCGCCCAGAGCCCGCCGCAUCUUUCGUUCCGGCUGACUUUCCGCUUGGAGUCUCUUUUGUCCUCGCUGCUGUCCCUCGCCAUGCAAGAAAGGCGCGGUGACCGUUCGCUGCAUGAACAGCCUUCUCCGCUUUUCCCAGCGGCCUUGUGGAAGCGCGCAAGAGAGACAGCGUAUUCUCCUGCGUCUCCCGACUGCCUGUCGCUCCUCUCUGUUGCUCGGCUCGUCGACCUUUUCGCGCCGUCCCUAGGAGAGUCUCUGCAUCUCUCCCUCUCGUCUGUCUUUGCGUCCAUGCGGCGGAAAGCUUCUGCGCAGGCAGCUGUCUAUUCACCAGCUUUCUCUGUGGGCGACCCGCUUAUCCAUUUCUCAGAUGAUGCUGCGAGCACUUCCGCCUGGUUUCUUCACCUGAAGCGAGGGCUUUGCGCAAGGCAUGCGCCUGUGGGCCGUGCGGCGCGCGCGUCGUGUGCGACUGGGACGGCGCGGUGCGCAUCAGAGAGCUCGCCAUCGUUUCUGCCCGUGUCUGUCUCAUUCCGAGUCACGCUGCACGACUUGCCGGCUGUGUUAGCUUCUCUCGUCUUCAGCGAAGAGAGCGAGCGCGCGGCCAGCGAUGAGCAACACGAACUCCCCGAAGUCCGUCUGCGCGUCGACGGUGUGGACCUGCUUUUCUCCGCGCUCAGAAAGCGGCUAGCCGCCGCGUGGUGGAGCGAGCAAGCGGCGUAUCGACAGCAGACAGACUCAGCCGGAGGCGAGCGCGGCCCAGCAAAGUCCUCAGCGACGCUCGGCGGCUGCGCAAACGGCUCCUCCGCCGACCGCCGUUCGUUCUCGCCUCUGUCGCCCUUCUUCUCCAUGACAGGCUUCCUGGACUGGUCGUCGAGCUUCUCGCCGUCUCGUCGCUCUGCCUCGCCCGCGUUGUUUGCGGAGUAUCUGUCUUCGUCGCCAUUCUUUGAGUGCCCUCAACCCGCUCUCCUCUGGUGGCAGACCUCGCACCCGGAGUUGCUCAGCGUCGCCACGCCGGCGUCUGCGACCGCGACCCGGCUCGCGCCUGCGCAUGCGACCUCACCUAGGCUGUCUGCCGCCGGCGUGGACGGCCCGGUCGCCGUGGCGCAGCGUACAGGGCACGCGACGGUUUUCGCGAGCCACCAGAGCUCAGUGUUGGACGUCGAAAUUCUGAGCUGGCGGGAGGCGAGGGACGGAGAGGGAGAUGCCGACGCACGCGACCCGGAGCGCGUUCGAGUCGUGGCGGCUGCAGGAUGCGCGGCCCGGUUCGCACGAGGAGACGCGGAAAGCAGACGGGCCUCGCUGCUGGCUGUGCCGUCUACUGCCUGGGCUCCGCUGCGCGAAGGCGCGGUGACCUCUCUGCCGCGUCUCGAGCGACUGGGCGGCUGCGCAGAAGACAGAAGGAACACUGGGGCGGCAGCAUCCAGCGGCGGCGGGGAGGAGAGGAGCGCGAGGCCGUUCGCGCUCGGGCGUCUCGGCGGCUCAGGAGACUUGGGGGGAGACGCGGGCCGCUCGCCGGCAGGCGAGCUCCUGUUCUUCCGUCUGCAAGCCUCGCAGGCCGCGGGGGGAUCGUGGACAGAUGUGGCGUCAUCGGUGUAUGUGCACUCUGGCGGAGGCAUCCAGUGUGCCGUGAGCGAUCCUCGCCUCGCGCCGCUGUUCGUCACGGAGAGCACGCAGCUGCCGCUUCUGUCUCUGGACGUGGAGGCGGAAACGGGCGAGGAGUCCCCGACGGGCUCGCGGAUGUCGGGAAAGGCGAGACACGGCGAGACGGCGACUCUUUCGACGCUCCGCGAGGACGUUGACCAGCUCCUCGUGUCCCACGCGUGCGCCUUCCAGGAGCGUCGGCUCCUCUCUGUCGAAUCUGACCUCCCUACGCUUCUUCGUAUCUCCCAGACGUCUUCGUCUGUCGCCGGUGCCGCUGGCGACGGCCGCGCGCAGCGUGCGAACCCACCAGGGGCACUUCCGGCAGGCCGUCUCCCCUGUGGAGCAGCGAGCCUUUCUGCUGCGUCGUCCUUCCGAGACGACGGUCGUCGAGCCGCUGCCGCGUCGCCCGCGCCUCUCUUGGACAGCCUGUCUCUUCCUGUGUCCGUCAGUGUCAGCACCGGGCUGGCACCUAGUCUCCUUGCUCUCUCGCCAGCGUCCCUCGCGGCGUUCACAGAGCCCGACGGGGGACCCGAGGCAGGAAACGCGAGCGCUGAGAUUGCGUUGCAGCGGGCAAAGAGCCGAUUCCUUCUCAGAGAGACGCCUCCCGCGCAGCUCUGUGCAGCGAUCCCGUAUAAGCCGCAGAUGCGCGUUCUCUUCGACUCGCGCUACAUGCGCCUGGACGAGCCGCCGGUGCUCUACGUAGGGGAGACGCAGCGGAUGAGCGCAGGCUGCUCGGCUCCAGGGGAGACGAAGGAGACGAGCGAGCCCGCGAGUGGUGGCGGCGGCGACCGCGAUGACCUCUUUGAAGAGGCAGACGUGGCGGACUCUAGUAGCCAAUGCAGGCGGGCCGCAGAGGGCAGUGGCGAGGAGCAAGGAACAGCCGGGGCGGGCUUCGCCAGCGUACAGGAGUCGCGCGCCGGCGAAGGCGCGAUGCUGCCGCUCACAGUCUUCGUGUACCCUGUACCUCCUGUCGUGAGCCGCGAGGGCGGCGCGUCGGCAAGCGCCGCAGAGGUGUCUGUCGACGUCGGUGUCUCCUCUGACGCGUACGCAGUUCGGGCGCAGCAGAAGGGCUUGUUGCUGGCCGUUCGUGUGGAGGCGGCCCUGUCUCGCGCGGCUGCGUCCCCUGGCGACAGGCGAGGCGGGGCAGAUAGCGACCGAGAAGAGAACGCGUCCAGGGCUGGGCGCGGGUACGCGUGGGAAGCUCCAGAGUCUGCCCAACUGACUAUCGAAUCUCGCGAGUGGAAGCAGCGGCUCACGCUGACGCUACAGCGAGGGCGCAAAGUUGACAGGCAGAGAGAGAGAGCAGAGGAGAAGAGAGAGGAGCAGCGGCUUCUCUUCCCGCCUCUCUUGUUCUCGUCGUCGUCUUCCAAGCUUCCGGCUGCGCGGAGAGAGAGCGAGGCCAGCGGCGGAGGCCCCCACGCGCGACCAGCACCGGAGGAGAGCGAUGCCAAGGGAGAGACAAGCGAGCAGAGAGAGCGCAGCGACGCAUCUGGUUCGCUGUGGGAGUGGACCAUCCUCCUCGUGCUGCUGAUCGCGGGGUUGGUCUGCGUCCUGCCUCACGUUUGCGGGUUCUGCCAGCGCCGCUCGCCUCAGUUUUCGCCUUGCCAUCCGUGCGGAGGACCCUCACCUGGUACUUCCGCCGCCAUCGAUUCUUCGCCUCUCUUUGCUUCAACGAAGGCGACGGCGCAAGGGCCGGCCCUCAUCCUGAAGGAGAAAGCAAGGCUGGAGACAGCCCGGAUGGCUGACGCAGAGGCGCUCAGCUGCUUGUUUUCUGCCUCGCGUUUUGGGGGCAGGGGCGCUGACCUGAACUGCAGUGUGGGGCGGACGCCACAGCAGACGCUUCAGAUGCAGCCUGAUGGUCAGUGGAAGUGGGUGGCCGCGGACCAGGGCGAAGGAAGUUCUCAAGAGACGCUCUGGAGACAGGAGGGGAGUGUAGCGAGAAAGCACUACAGUUGA